UCCGGUUCACCGCUCAGCCCGGCCGCCGCGUGAAGACCGUCGCUGCAGAGCCGGCAGUUGUCCAAACUCCUGGGUUUGGUGGCCUGACGGACGGGAUGGCCGCAGAUGUGUUGCCGAGUGCGACGUGGCUGUACUGUGGGGAGCCUGACGAGAGCCAGAAAGCUGUACUGGUCCAGUUCUCCAACGGGAAGCUGCAGAACCCGGGCAACAUGCGCUUCACCUUGUACCAGAGCAGCGACUCCGCAAACCCCAGGAAGAGGAGUCAGCGGAUCCUGGCAGCUGAAACAGAGAGACUUUCCUACGUGGGAAACAAUUUUGGGACUGGAGCCCUCAAGUGUAACACUCUGUGCAGGCACUUUGUGGGCAUUUUGAACAAGACCUCUGGCCAAAUGGAAGUGUAUGAUGCUGAGUUGUUCAACAUGCAGCCCCUGUUUUCAGAUGAUUCAGUUGAGGGUGAACUGGCACCGGAGAAUCAGAACAAAACUUUCAGAGAAAAGAUGGAUUCUUGCAUUGAAGCCUUUGGCACCACCAAACAGAAGCGAGCGCUGAAUUCCAGGAGAAUGAACAGAGUUGGCAACGAGUCUUUGAACCACGCAGUAGCUAAAGCUGCAGAGAAUAUCAUCGACACAAAGGGUGUGAAUGCUCUGGUCAGCGACGCCGCCCAGGAUGACCUGCAGGACGACUCCCUCUACCUUCCUCCCUGCCACGCUGACGCAGCCACGCCUGAAGACGUGUACAGAUUUGAAGAUCUUCUUUCUCCCGCCGAGUAUGAGGCUCUUAAGGGCCCAGCUGAAGCCUUCCGGAGCGUCACGUCAGAGGAAAUCCUGAAGAUGGCCGAAGAGAACAGCCACUGCUCCUUUGUCAUAGAAGCCUUGAAGUGUUUGCCGACGGACGAGAAGAGCCGAGACCGCCAGGCCCGAUGCCUGUGGUUUCUAGACACCCUCAUCAAAUUUCGAGCCCAGAAAGUGAUCAAGCGGAAAAGUGCCCUGGGACCUGGAGUUCCCCACAUCAUCAGCACCAAACUGCUGAAGCAGUUCACCUGCCUGACCUACAACAACGGCAGUUUACGGAACUUGAUUUCGAAUUCUAUGAAGGCCAAGAUCACAGCAUAUGUGAUCAUACUUGCUUUGCACAUAAACGACUUCCAGGUUGACCUGACCGUACUGCAGAGGGACCUGAAGCUCAGUGAGAAAAGAAUGAUGGAGAUAGCCAAGGCCAUGAGACUGAAGAUCUCCAAGAAGAAGGUGUGCGUGGCAGCCGGCAGGGAAGAGGAUCGCAGAGUGGGCUCUCUGUGCAUCCCGCUGCCGCCGGCCCAAGCCUCGGACCUCCAGACGAAGCGCAGGAGGAUGACCUAGACUGCGCAGCGUGGCUGCUGCCUCUGUGCAUCUCCGUGUUUAUCUUUAAAAAGAAAGGAAGAAAGCCUGGCACGGGUCAGAAGCCAGCCUCCCAGUGGAAACAUAAAGUGACGAUGGCUUGGACGUCCCCCUC
This is a messenger RNA of Lepus europaeus (European hare), 1488 nucleotides long. It is a transcript of the gene POLR1E, whose product is annotated as RNA polymerase I subunit E. The record is from RefSeq and is a predicted model, not a curated record. Gene Ontology annotation, cellular component: RNA polymerase I complex. The transcript has 12 exons. The coding region runs from base 96 to 1355 and encodes 419 amino acids. NCBI's taxonomy places the organism in Eukaryota, Metazoa, Chordata, Mammalia, Lagomorpha, Leporidae. Gene Ontology annotation, biological process: transcription elongation by RNA polymerase I; RNA polymerase I preinitiation complex assembly; nucleolar large rRNA transcription by RNA polymerase I. Gene Ontology annotation, molecular function: DNA binding.